Molecule: messenger RNA, 1322 nt
Organism: Calidris pugnax (ruff)
Lineage: Eukaryota; Metazoa; Chordata; Aves; Charadriiformes; Scolopacidae
Gene: PRR11
Product: proline rich 11
Exons: 10
Coding region: 1-1098 (365 amino acids)
Cellular component (GO): nucleus; cytoplasm
Source: RefSeq, a predicted model, not a curated record
AUGGCAAAAUAUAAGAAAUGCCGGCGGAAAAGGGGAGCCAGAGCAAAAUUUCUACGGGGAAAAAAAGGAGAUGCUGCAAAUCCAAACCGCCAGGGUUCCAGUUGUCAUUCUCCACGGUCAGCAGGUGAUCUUCCUCCAAACGCGUCACCUGCCCCAAGCCAUCUGUCCUCACUCUGGUCAUUAGCCUUGCCCAGCGUAAAAAAUGUGGUAAAACCCUUUACAACAACAGCAUCAUUUUUGUAUUGUUGGUGCCAGAACACGGUUGCACAGAGUUUUAAGGUAGUUAAAGACACCAUAUUUCCAUCACAAAUAUAUUUACGGGAGCUAAAUACGUUCAGAGAGCAGCUGGAAAAGUUGGAAGCUGAGUUUUCCAGACUACAAGGAAGGCUCCAGAUGAAUGGAAUUGCAGCAGAAAAUUCCCUUUGUCAAAGGUGUAAUAAGCCAGCUCUGGGUGCUCCUGCACAAACACAGAUGGACUCGCUGUCGUCAGUAUCUGGGCCUCCUACAACGCAGCUGCAGCCUCUAUCUGCACCACCCCCUCCUCCUCUUCCUCCGCCGCCGCCACCACCUCCACCACCACCACUGCCCCCACCAAAACUGCCUCCAGCACCUCUCCUCCUCAAACGGGGCAACGGUUCUAAAGCACUUUUGGCACCGCCGCUGAAGAAGGAUGGGCCGAUGCAGAUCACUCUCAAAGAUCUCCUGAACGUUAAAUUGAAGAAGACAGACAGCAACCUGAGAACGGACAAGGCAGAGUCACCAGCAAAGACACGCAGGGCAUUAAUUACAGUCUCGGAUUUACAGAGUGUUAUUCUGAGGCCUAAAUCCAAACCAUCAGUUUACGCUACAAACUCCUUAAUUACCCCUCCUAAAAAUCAGUUAGAUCUUCGAAAACAUCUGAAGAAAGUCAACAUACAAAGAAGCCCUGGUGGCACUCCACUAAAUAGUAAAGAAAACAUGGAAUGUGGGACUGGGUUGACACCAAUAAUGACACAGGCACUACGGCGCAAAUUUCAGAUGGCUCACCCGAAGAGCCCCUCGCCAGCCCGGUUGAGCGCUGCAAACAGCUUUGAUGAACAAAAGCAUAUGUAUUUGUAAGCAUAUCUAGUGCAUGCGAAAACGGGGCAUUAUGGAAACCCCCUUUGGAAUUCUGCUUUUUAAAGGCAACGUCUUUUUAAUGGCUCUGGUUGAAACUUCUCUGUUAAUGGAAGAAAAUCAAUGCAAUUUCCUGAAUCUGCUGCUCUGUGGCUGCUGCUGAGACGGGGACUGUGUGUCCCACCACCGGUGCUCCCUGUAAUAUAAAUAUCUAUUUGCUCAAAGUC